GCACCGGGAAAGUGAACCUUACCAGCUGGCACCACGACAAAGGCUGGGCUAACGUGCUGAACAUGACCUUCAGCGAUGGGAGGCUGAUAGCCAAUCACGACGGCUUUUACUACCUGUACGCCAACGUGUGUUUCCGGCACCACGAAACGUUGGGCAACUUGACUGGCCAGGCGCUGCAGCUGAUGGUGUACGUGAUCAAGACGGACGCCAGGCGGCGGAACUCGGUCGUCCUGAUGAAAGGCGGGAGUACCAAGAAUUGGUCGGGCGAAUCCGAGUUUCAUUUUUUCUCGGUCAACGUCGGCGGGUUCUUCAAACUGAAGUCGGGAGAGGUGGUGAACAUCCAGGUCUCCUACCCUUCCUUGUUGGACCACUCCCCAGAAGGGACUUAUUUUGGCGCCUUUAAAAUAAGAGAUAUUGAUUGAAUAUUGAUUUUCUUUCGUUUUUCAGUUGGGAAAAAAUGUGGUAUUUAUUCAACUGGGUUGAGAUGAAUUGGAGGAUGGGGGGGGGGGUUCUGGCUCAUAGGGGGGGGGUACAGCUGUAUGCCGGUAGCCCUCGACUUACAACCGCCGUUGAGCCCAACGCUUCGGUUGCUAAGAGAGACAGUUGUUAAGUGAGCUUUGCCCCGUUUUUUGACUUCUCUCCCCACUUUUGUUAAGGGAA
Thamnophis elegans (Western terrestrial garter snake) is the source of this 660-nucleotide messenger RNA. RefSeq names its product TNF superfamily member 11 (gene TNFSF11). Gene Ontology annotation, cellular component: membrane. The transcript has a single exon. Gene Ontology annotation, biological process: immune response. Lineage: Eukaryota; Metazoa; Chordata; Lepidosauria; Squamata; Natricidae. The annotation marks the transcript as partial. Gene Ontology annotation, molecular function: tumor necrosis factor receptor binding. The record is from RefSeq and is a predicted model, not a curated record.